AUGUCAACAACACCGCAAGUUUGUUUUCCUCCCAUUCUUGCUGCAUUGCAAGAUAAUACUACUCAAGCUCAUCGAGCAAGGAAUGUCAUCGUUUGUUUGGACGGUUCAGGAGAUCAAUUCGAUAAUGAUAACUCAAACGUCGUCAAAUUCUUUGCGGCUCUCAAAAAGGAUUGUCCAACUCAAUUGACCUAUUAUCAAACAGGCGUUGGCACAUACUACGGUUCGUGCAAAGGCUCUAUUAAGAAAGGGUUCUCUGCUGGCUGGGAUAUAGCCGUUGGCGCUUCCCUUGACGUCCAUGUUCGAGGGGCUUAUUCGUUCCUCAUGCAAAAUUAUCGAGAAGGUGAUAAGAUUUGUUUGAUCGGUUUCUCAAGAGGCGCAUAUACUGCUCGUGCCUUGGCUGGCAUGCUACACAAAGUAGGCCUGUUACCCGCUCAUAAUCAAGCACAGAUCGCUUUCGCUUAUAGAUGGUACGAGGAUGAUUCAGAGUAUGGCUGGAAAAUGAGUGCAGAUUUCAAGAGAACAUUCUCGAUUGAUGCUGAUAUUCAUUUUCUUGGCUGCUGGGAUACAGUAACAAGUGUGGGAGUCAUUCCUAAAACCUUGCCAUUCGCAAAAACCAAUAGAUCUGUCCGCUACUUCCGACAUGCUCUUGCUUUAGAUGAAAGACGUGCGAAGUUUAAACCCAAUCGUUGGACCCAACGUGAUGAAUUGCGUCGUACCGAGGAGGAAGAGGGAGGUCAUCAAGACGAGCCUGAACACGUCUUGGAUGCUGAUAGUAGUACGUUUGAGCGCGCUUUGAAUGCUCAUCAUAAAAGAGCCUCUCUCCUCGAUAUCGAUCGAAAAGAAUUUGGCGAUUACGGACAGCCGACGGAUGUGCUGGAAGUAUGGUUUCUGGGAGGCCAUGCAGAUUGUGGUGGUGGUGCGGUGGCCAACGACACUCGUCAUAUGGUUUCUCGUAUUCCGUUACGUUGGAUGUUACGUCAAACGUUUGAAUGCAAUACCGGCAUCUUGUUCCAUACAGAUGUCUUGGCAGAGCAUGGCUUGGACGUGGAGACUCUUUGGCCAAAAUAUGUAUCACGCAAAGCACCCUCAUGCGGCCCACCACCAUCUGCUUUGGACGAAUAUGCAAGCGGAACGUUGCCCUCUUUAGUCAAACGGCUAUCGACCGUGAGCACCUGGCGUGAAACGGGUGUUUUGCCUGAAAUGCAUGAAGAUUAUUUCGAUUCUCUGGCGGAAAUUAGUGAUCAGCUUGUAAAAGCAAAAAAAUGGUGGAUAUUGGAAUUAUGGCCGGUGGGAUAUUACAUCAAGACAGAAUUGGGUGAAUGGAAGAAAAAGAUUGGCCCAAAUUUGGGCAGAUAUCGUACAAUUCGUACAGAGACGAUAAAUUUACAUUGGACAGUCGUUCAACGUCAGGAGAGCAAGAAUUACAAAAUAAAAUGUUUAACUGACGAUUAUUGCAAUUGGAAUAUCAUUUAUUAG
Meira miltonrushii is the source of this 1476-nucleotide messenger RNA. RefSeq lists its product as uncharacterized. Bases 1 to 1476 code for a protein of 491 amino acids. The transcript has 3 exons. NCBI's taxonomy places the organism in Eukaryota, Fungi, Basidiomycota, Exobasidiomycetes, Exobasidiales, Brachybasidiaceae. The record is from RefSeq and is a predicted model, not a curated record.